This is a messenger RNA of Ectocarpus sp. CCAP 1310/34, 2196 nucleotides long. NCBI's taxonomy places the organism in Eukaryota, Phaeophyceae, Ectocarpales, Ectocarpaceae. The record is from the annotation of a GenBank genome assembly.
CCCUGCCAUCAGUUCAAAAAGAAGGUAACCAAACGAAAGAGCAGGCAAGCGGAACACGAGAGCAUGCCCCCGGCCACUCUUCCCUCCCGGCUGUGCCUCUCGACUUUCCUGCCUGCCAUUGCUGUGGCACAACUGUUCCUGCGACCCGGGGUGAACGGCCUGACCUUGAGCUUUCCUGCUGCGUGUUCGUCCGGAGCUCGAUCUGCUACGGCGGGCGGACCUGUGAUGGCCUCGUCAUCGUCUUCUGCUGCUGCUGCUGCCCAGGACAAGGUCGCGAUGCCCUUUCCGACUGGAAGCAAGCCCGUCAAGGAGAUAGAAAGCCCUCGGCCGAAGCUCUGGAUCUACGACCAUUGCCCUUAUUGUGUUCGGCCACGCAUGGUUUUCGGGCUCAAAGGGAUCACGCACGACCUGGCGUACCUGUCGAACGACGACAUCGAGACGCCAACCGCCAUGGUCGGCAAGAAAAUGGUCCCGAUUCUCGAGCUCGGCCGCCCUGGGUCCGACGAUCACGAGAUCAUGGCCGAGAGCAUGGACAUCGUCAAGCGGCUGGACUUGGACCCCCAGUUCGGGCCUCCCGUGCUGGCCCCCGCCGUCGACCGCAAAGACCUGGACAGUUGGGUUUCCUCUGCAGGCAUGCUGAUGCGCCGCCUCGUUCGCCCGAGAAACGCCGUCACGCCUCUCGCGGAGUUCCAGACUCGAUCGGCGAGAGAGGCGUUUGUCCGCAACCACCCAUUGCCGGAGCCCAGCAGCUACGAGGCCAACCUCAAGGCGUCGCCCAAGCUGAUCGAGGAGCUGGAGCGCGAGCUGUGGAAGCUUGAGGGCAUGAUCCACAGUCCCACCAGCGUGGCGGCGGACGGGAAGCUGUCUUACAACGACAUAGAGUUCUUCCCGCGCAUGCGUGGCCUCACGAUCGUGCAAGGCUUGGGCAUCCCACCGAAGCUGCGAGCGUACCUCGACGCCGUCUCGGAGCGCGUGGACGUCCCGCUGUAUGACAAGAUAGCUUCAUGAAGAAGAUUCGGGGCAUGAGCACGGCGUUGUGAGAAGUAGGUGGCGUUUCGUGGAGCAAGAGCACUCCCUCGCUCGCUCUGGCGUUUUUUUUGGGCCAUAGGCGGCGGUGGGACAAUCACACGACGGUGCGGUAGCUUCACGGCUUCCCGUUUGGUGCUGCUUGUCUUCUCGCGGAGAGAGACCCCGCAAAAUGAAGGCUUCGCGACGGGAUCGGGGGAGGUGGGGGCAGCACACAUCUUGCAAUAUUCAAGCAAUUUCCGUGGGGGAGGGCAGGGGUAGCACGUAAGCUCUUCGGGAGAGGAAGAGUUUGGCCUCGGCUGUUCGCCCAUGUCGAGGAAACACCCGAUACAAGUAGCGCGUGCUUGCUGAGGGCGGUGUUGGUGGUGCCGGCGGUGGCCGGGGAGCGACGCGCGUAGAGCAGGGGUAGCGCGCGGCACCAUCUGCGGAGGGUGAAAGAGAGGGGGGCGACGUGGUUUCCGCAGGUGGUAUAUCUGCCUGCGGCUGGUCACCUUCGACGUCCGUCCAGGCCAGCCGUAAAACAAGCAGGUCGCGUAUUUUUGAGGGAAAGUCAGUCGGAGUACGCAAGACACGCAGACGAUGUGAUGGAUUGUUGGAUUGUUGUUUUCUCCCGAUGUUUGUCCGUCUCUCACGCACACUGGGAGAGUAUGGACCUCUUGUGUAGGUUUGCGCAUCAUUGGCGUUGCGGGCAUUUGAGUUUGGUAGUCAGCGCGCUGCUCAUACGGCAAGGAGGCGUAGGCCAGCCGUUGUCGUGGAAAUCAUAAACAUGACGCCUGCUGUCGAUUUCCGGAGGCGUGUUUCAGUCGGCGGUUUCGGCCUACCGUCGGGGCAAGGCUGUUUUUUUCCCGAGUACAACUGUGUACAGCAGUAUUGCGUAGAUUUGGUAGAUUCCGUGGAAAUACGAACGAGGAUCCGACGCACUAUGAUUCAAGUACAAAUAUAUGUUGGCCUUUGAACCGUUGUAUUCCUUGCGGCGCCAUAGCAGUGCUGUGUGAAUGCGGACAAAUGUCAGGUCCACAAUACAUUGCAGCGGUGUAUAUAUUUUUUUUUCUCGCGGACAUCGUGGUCGAAGGGAAUGCCGUUUCACGCCUGAACCUUUUUCCACUAAAAAACAGCGUUCAUUGCCGCACCUUUGCGCUGUACAGCCAAGCCGAACUUACUUUGGCCUAG